UGUAUGUACCGCUUAGCUGUUAGCUUUCAGACAUGGCCGCAGACAAGCAAAACGAAGGCAAAGUUUCCCUCAUGGAUGAAAACAAAGAAAAUUUACCAGAUGGAGGACUUGGACUGGAAAUCCUGCAAAUAAUCAAGGAGUCCCAGCAGCAGCAUGGCCUCAGGCAUGGGGACUACCAGAGAUACAGGGGAUACUGCUCCCGCAGGCUGCGUCGCCUACGCAAGACUCUUGGCUUCAAAAUGGGAAACCGGCACAAGUUUGUUGGAAAGAAAGUGACGGUCGAAAUGCUUUCUGACAACAGGUAUCUUUUGCUGGUUUUGAUGGAGGCAGAGCGUGCAUGGAGCUACGCCAUGCAACUGAAGCAGGAGGCCAACACAGAGCCACGGAAACGCUUCCACCUGUUGGCUCGACUACGUAAGGCUGCCAAGCACAGUGAGAAGCUGGAGAAGCUCUGUGAAAGCCCCCGUGUCGACGCUAAGACGAAGCUGGAGGCACAGGCUUACACUGCAUACCUGACUGGUAUGGUGGAGUUUGAGCUGCAGGAGUGGAAGCUUGCUAUGGAGGCCUUCAACAAGUGCAAGACCAUCUAUGAGAAACUGGCCAGUGCGUUCACUGAGGAGCUGGCGGUUUUGUAUCGACAGCGCGUAGAUGAGAUAUCGCCCAACAUCCGCUACUGUGCUUACAACAUCGGUGACCAGAAUGCCAUCAAUGACUUGAUGCAGAUGAGGCUGACUGGUGGAGGAGGAGGGAUGAUGGCUGAGAAACUAGAGGCCCUCAUCACUCAGGCAAGAACCAAACAGGCAGCAACCAUGAGUGAGGUGGAGUGGCGAGGACGGACGGUGCCAGUUAAGAUCGACAAGGCCCGCAUCUUCCUGUUGGGUCAGGCAGACAAUGAAGCUGCUAUUGCUCAGGCAUCUAAUGAGGAGACCAAAGAGCAUCUGUAUGAGACCCUGCUGGCCGAGUGCAGAGACACCAUCCAAGCUGUGAGAGAGGAGCUCAAGAGUGAGGCGAAGCAGCGAGAGAGGAGCACUGAUGGUGACAGCGGGAAAGUGUCCAACCUGCAGUUCCUGCACAGUUACCUGACCUACAUCAAGCUGUGUACGUUGGUGAAGAGGAACGAGAGCAUGGCUCACACUCUGCAAGCCAAGCUGAAGGAGCCUGAGGCCGACGAGACCAAGAGGGGCCCCCGUCCCCAGGACCUCAUCCGCCUCUACGACAUCAUCCUGCAGAGCCUGGCGGAGCUCUCCACCCUGCAGGGUCUGGAGGACGACCACACCUUCCAGAAGGAGGUGUCCCUCAAGACGCUGGUCUACAAGGCCUACAGGUGCUUCUUUAUAGCACAGUCUUAUGUGCUGGUGAAGAAGUGGAGUGAGGCGCUGGUGCUGUAUGAGAGGGUGCUGAAAUACGCUAAGGAGGUCCAGUCGAAGGCCAAGAGCUUCAACAACAGCCUCAAGGAUCUCCCUGAUGUUCAGGAGCUCAUCGCUGAGGUCAACGCUGAGAAGUACUCGCUUCAAGCUGCUGCCAUUUUAGACACUGAUGAAACUGCUGAAGUUCCUUCUCAGCAGCAGGUCAAGGACAACACGCCCCUCUGCGAUCGCCUGGAGAACUUCAACCUGGACCCCACUCUCGUAGGAAAGCACCCCAACCUGGUCCAGUUCCCCCCCGACUUCCAGCCGAUCCCCUGCAAGCCUCUGUUCUUCGACCUUGCUCUCAACCACGUGGCCUUCCCACCGCUGGAUGACAAGGUGGAGCAGAAGGGCAAGGGCGGCCUGACCGGCUACAUCAAGGGCAUCUUUGGCUUUGGCAGCUAAACCAAACCCCAGGCUCUGGCCUCCACAUGAGAGCUGCACGGCUCCCGAGUUUAUCACAACAAACCAGACUUGGUUCAGUUGUUAAUUAGAGUCACUUCAAUUUGUUUUAAUCUUUGAUUUUUGGUGCCUAAGUGCGAAAUGGGUGGAGUUGUAGACCUGAAGAAAGGAAGAGUGAAUCUAAUGUUUAAGGUGAGAUUAAAGAGCAAGUAUUUAAAUCGGUUUCAAGUAGCAAUAUGACUCGAGUCCACCUGCCACCUUUGAUUAAUACCAUCAGGCUGCAGAGGCUUCUCGCAUGCAGGCUCCCUCCUUAAUCUGAGCAUCAGGGAAGUCUUCAAGAUUUACAGUCAUCACAUGCCAUGAAAUUACAAGUUGAAGCCAAGUUGUCAAUUCUCAAAAUCUAGCCAUUGAGGCUUUUUUCUCUCUCUUCUCUUUUCUACACUGUUGUGGAAGCGCCUUCAUGUAGUUCUGUCAUCUCUUUUUCCUUAUGUGAGAGACAGUUUGUUUCUUAAACCUAGAAGAGUGCAGUCUUCUCUCAGCACCGACAUGAAAUGCUGGAAAUAAUCCUGCCACCUGUAGUUUGACAAACUCCAACAGACGUAUUUUUUAUCCAAACUUUACACUUGGUUUCUUUAAAGUAAUGCCUCGUAGACGGCUCAAGGUAAAAAAACAAGGCUCAGCAGUGAUGCAGCGUUAAACUGGACAUGAUGCUGUUUGGAAACACGACAAUACUUUGACUGCUUUGUUUGCGGUUUCUUAUCAGUUUUGCUCCCGGCUUUAGAUGUGCACAUAUCAGCCGUUUGACUUUUAGAAAGCCGAGCUCUGAAUUAAAGAACAGACACCAGAAUAGUGACUGACAAAGCCGAGAAUCACAGUUUGAAAUGUUUUUCUUCUUUAAAAGCAGAGAAGUCCAGUGUCUUUCAUUUGCCUGUUGUCACUUACACUCUUUUAUGAGGCAAACCUAAGCUAGAACUGAAGCAGUCGAACGCAGCAAUCCUCCAGUAAACCCUCCCUUCACCAUGGAGAUGAUAGUCUAUUAUUUAUAAUGUUUUUAUUGUUUUUAGAGAGCUCUUGAUUUGACCCUGUAGGCGUUCGGGAGGAUAUAUAGAGAGGUGUUAGUUAGAUAAGUUUGAUGUAGAAAACGAUAGAAACACCCGUCAGAAAUUGUCAUUAACGUAGGACUCUUUGCAGGACUGUUUUAGCUUCCUAAGAAACUUUCAAACGUUUGUUGUACUUUGUGACAUUUGGCAGUAAACUUACCGAGAAAAGGGUCCAACUGCUUCGACACACACACACACGGAAGCCUCAUUUGAACUCUUAUUUUGAAGGAUUUCCUGCUGGGGAAAGUGCAGCUCGUCAAACUGUAAUUAAUUCCUGUAACGUUUUUACACAGAUGUAUUUUUAUUUGUUAAAGACAGCCGUAGAAGUUAAGACAUGGAAGGAGGUUUUUUUUUAGCAGCUUUUCAUUCGUCACACCACCACGCCUGUUUUGUUUGUCUUGGGUAGGACUAAAAGUGCUUUCAUCACAAAUUACACGUCUGUGGAUAACACUAGAAAAAUCUUUCAUCCAUUGUUUUGCCUGCUGUAACGCCGACUCGCGUCUUCUUUCCACACCAAAGCUGAGUUUCCUCUGAUCCUUAAGGCACCUGGUUUUCCUGUGACACCUGGUGAGACUAGAGGACCGUUGGUUUGUCGCUCACCCACUCGCACAUUUAACUGUCUUGCUUUGUUUUUAUCUCUGUCUUGGAUUUCCUUUUUUUGUUUGUUUUUCUUUUCUUUUCUUUUCCUCCAGCUCAGUGUUUUCUGUUAAUGAAUUAUGAUGGAUAUGCUGGAACAGCUCCAGCAUUUUACCUCUGUUAGCCUGGAAAACAAUUAGUCAUGAUCAGUAGUUGCUGGAAACAUGCAUAAAUGAUGAGAGUGUGUGAUUUCAUUUAGUUUCCAGGCAUAUAAUUAAAAAAAAAAAAAAAAAAAGAUAUUUGCACCAAA
Messenger RNA from Stegastes partitus (bicolor damselfish), 3794 nucleotides. It is a transcript of the gene srp68, whose product is annotated as signal recognition particle 68. Gene Ontology annotation, biological process: SRP-dependent cotranslational protein targeting to membrane. The record is from RefSeq and is a predicted model, not a curated record. Bases 33 to 1811 code for a protein of 592 amino acids. NCBI's taxonomy places the organism in Eukaryota, Metazoa, Chordata, Actinopteri, Pomacentridae. The transcript is spliced from 16 exons. Gene Ontology annotation, cellular component: signal recognition particle, endoplasmic reticulum targeting. Gene Ontology annotation, molecular function: endoplasmic reticulum signal sequence receptor activity; signal recognition particle binding; 7S RNA binding.